This is a messenger RNA of Lotus japonicus, 1579 nucleotides long. RefSeq names its product ethylene-responsive transcription factor ERF060. Gene Ontology annotation, molecular function: DNA-binding transcription factor activity; DNA binding. Bases 216 to 1238 code for a protein of 340 amino acids. The transcript has a single exon. The record is from RefSeq and is a predicted model, not a curated record. Gene Ontology annotation, biological process: regulation of DNA-templated transcription. NCBI's taxonomy places the organism in Eukaryota, Viridiplantae, Streptophyta, Magnoliopsida, Fabales, Fabaceae.
GUCACCUAGAGAAUGCAAGAGUGAAAGAAAGUGAAGCCACUCAAAAAAACAAAAAACAAAGCUUCCUCAAUCUUCUUUCCUUUCUGAUCUUCCUCGUUUUGAUACCCUCCUCCACUUUCUUUCUUCAAUACCCCACUCCAAUUUCUCUCAUCUUACCAACUCUGAAGCCAAUCAGAAAAAAAAAUUAAGUUCUUCUUCUUCUAGUCUUGUAAAACAUGGCUACAUAUAUAGAUAGUUACAACAGCAGCAAUAUUACAAUGGAUCAUUUCUCAGAUCCAUACAGUGAAGAGCUCAUGAAAGCACUAGAACCUUUCAUGAAAACUGAUUCUUCUUCCACCUAUCUCUCACCAGAACAAUCACAAUCACAAUCAUACUACCCUUCCAUCUCCAAUUCCCUACACUCACAACAAUCUAGCAAAUCCCAAACAAGCUUCAUCGGGCUCAACCAACUCACCCCAUCACAAAUUCUUCAAAUUCAAGCCCAAUUCCACAUCCAGCAACAGCAGCAGCACCACAAAACCGCCGCUGUAGCUUCCCUCAACCGCCACAAACAAACCCAUUUGCAAGUUCCAGCCUAUCUUACCCCGAAGCCCGUUCCGAUGAAGCACGUUGGUGGCACACCCGCGGCGAAGCCCACGAAGCUCUACCGCGGGGUGAGACAGCGGCAUUGGGGCAAGUGGGUCGCUGAGAUCAGACUCCCCAAGAACCGAACCCGUCUCUGGCUUGGAACAUUCGAAAAAGCAGAGGAGGCUGCAUUGGCGUAUGAUAGCGCAGCGUAUAAGCUGAGAGGCGAGUUCGCACGCCUCAAUUUCCCUCAUCUGAAGAAAGCGCACGUUUCCGGGGAGUUCGGUGAUUACAAGCCUCUACCUUCCUCCGUCGAUUCGAAGCUGAAAGCCAUUUGUGAGAGCUUAGAUGGAAAACAGGGGAACCCGAAAAUGCAAUUCAACUCUGUUGAAGAUGUGAAGCCUGUGUUGCGUGUCCCUGUGGAGCUUGCAGGAAUGGAAUCUGAUAUGGAACACUUCAAUGGUGAAGUAAUUUAUCCAGGGUUUGAGGAUAUUAAGGUGGAGAACGAGAAUCCAGUGUUGUCUCCCCUGUCUGAUGAAUCCUCACCCUGUUCUUCUUCCCCUGAAUCCGGUGUCACUUUCUUUGAUUUCUCGGAUUCAAACCAGUGGGAUGAAGUGGAGAAUUUUGGGUUGGAGAAGUACCCUUCUUUGGAAAUUGAUUGGGCAGCUUUAUGAUUCAUGAAUUGAGUUUAAAUUUACUCUGUGUUUUGGAUUUGGAAUGUCUCUGUUUCUUGUAAUUUAGUCUCAGUUCUGGUUCUGGAGUCCUCAGCAGCUUCUGCAAUGAAGUUUUAGGCAUUUGCAGAUGGUUUGCUGAGACGGCUUGCAAAUUUUAGGGUCUUAAAUCGGAGUCUUAGGUGUUAUGGUUUGAUGGUCUUCUUGGUCUGCUGGUGUUUUUUUAUCCUUUGCAUGAUCAUGAGAGCUUCUUGGCUACCUCUUGUUCAACCUUAAUUCAAGUGUCUUUACAAUAUAUGGGCAUUUUGUAAGUUUUUGUAUAAAGUUGGUCCUAAGUUUUUCUC